Molecule: messenger RNA, 960 nt
Organism: Echinostoma caproni
Lineage: Eukaryota; Metazoa; Platyhelminthes; Trematoda; Plagiorchiida; Echinostomatidae
Source: the annotation of a GenBank genome assembly
AUGACAAACCCAGCUGCUGUUGCUGAGAAGGAGUUGGGAAAUGCAGAGUAUAAGAAGAAGAACUUUCAGCAAGCCCUCGUGCACUACGAUAAAGCGAUUGAGUUGGAGCCGACUUGCAUAACUUAUCUCACAAACAAAGCAGCAGUAUAUUUUGAAAUGGGCGAAUAUGACAAAUGCAUCGAACUUUGUGAGCGUGCUGUAGAAGUUGGACGAGAGAACCGGGCGGGAUACGACGCAAUUGCCAAGGCGUAUACCCGUGCUGCUCGUUGUUACGAGAAAAAAGAAGACCUUGAAAAUGCCAAAAAGUAUUACGAUAAAUCUUUGUCUGAAUGUCGACAACCAGAGAUCGAGAAGAAGGCUCGUGAGAUUACCAAUAAACUCAAGGAAAAGGAGCGACUGGCGUAUAUCAACCCCGAAAUCGCAGAACAAGAAAAGAAUAAAGGAAAUCAAUUCUUCCAGAAAGGCGAUUAUCCGGAGGCGCUUAAACAUUAUUCUGAGGCAAUCAAGCGGAAUCCGGAAGACGCGAAACUGUAUAGCAACCGAGCAGCAUGUUACACAAAAUUAAUGGAAUUUUCCUUGGCCCUAAAAGACUGCAAUUCGUGCAUCGAAUUAGAUCCAACGUUUAUCAAAGGAUAUUUGAGGAAAGGUGCAGCUUGUGUCGCAAUGAAAGAUCUUAAUCAGGCCAGAAAAGCCUAUCGGAAAGCUCUGGAGAUUGAUCCAGAAUGCACUGAGGCAAGAGAAGGACUACUUCAAACAUUUUCCGCAGACGAUGAUCCCGAAGCAGCUCGCAAGCAGGCGAUGAACGAUCCCGAAGUUGCUGCCAUUCUCUCAGACCCUGCUAUGCGUCUAAUCCUCAACCAAAUGGAGAAUCCUACCGCGUUACGCGAACACCUGAACAACCCAGAGAUCGCUUCUAAGCUCAUGAAGUUGAUUGAUGCAGGUCUGAUAUCCUUCCGGUGA